GCCACGCCGGUGUCGCCGCCGCUGCCGCCGUCCACCGCCACCACCGGGCGGAUCCCGCGCUUCUGCCGGAGCUUCUUUCGGUCGCUUUACUUUGGCGGCCCGGAGCAGGGACAUUAUGCCGAAGAGAAAGUCCCCAGAGGGUGCUGAAGGCAAGGAUGCAGCAAAAGUAACUAAACAAGAGCCCACAAGAAGAUCAGCAAGACUGUCAGCUAAACCUGCUCCACCAAAACCUGAACCCAAACCAAGGAAAACAACGAAGAAGGAACCUGGAACAAAGGCCAGCAAAGGUGCUAAAGGGAAGAAGGAUGAAAAGCAAGAAGCUGCAAAGGAAGGUACUACACCAUCUGAAAAUGGUGAAAAUAAAGCUGAAGAGGUACUUUCCACACAUACCUCCUGCCGAUUGAAUCAGUGUUUUAUAAUUAUUCAGCCUUUCAGACAUUGUUAGCAUGUUCAUAAUGUUUCUUUUUAUUGCCCAUAAUGUUAUUGCAGAUUCGCAUCUCGCUCCACUGUUAGUGUUUCAACAUCCAGAGGUGCCCCACCCAGCACACUGUCAGUAAAAGGGCAGAUUGAAACAGUGAAAGUUAAGGGUGCGGUAGAGCAUUCAGCAUGUGUGCAGUGAAUAGGAACAGGUGGUAGUGUGGUGCUUUUCAGUGUGAACGAUGGAAGCCCACAGGUAAGGCUUGUAUUGCUUUUGAAAAGCUGGGGCUGAUGAGUUGAGAAAAGUGUGUGACUGUGCCUGUUCCGGUUGUGUAAYGUGGUAUGGACACAGGUUUGGAACUGAGCUGUUGCAAGUAAGAAAUCAAAAGAGUGAGGAUAGCCUGGGUAUUUAGGUACGUAAUACCAAUUCCCUAUAGUAAUUUAAUUCUUUCUUUCUUCU
Messenger RNA from Malurus melanocephalus (red-backed fairy wren), 877 nucleotides. It is a transcript of the gene HMGN3, whose product is annotated as high mobility group nucleosomal binding domain 3. Gene Ontology annotation, cellular component: nucleus; chromatin. The transcript has 5 exons. Gene Ontology annotation, biological process: chromatin organization. Lineage: Eukaryota; Metazoa; Chordata; Aves; Passeriformes; Maluridae. The record is from RefSeq and is a predicted model, not a curated record. Gene Ontology annotation, molecular function: nucleosomal DNA binding. Bases 116 to 445 code for a protein of 109 amino acids.